CUCUUCUCUUCUGCAAGCUUUUAUUCUUCAAACGAAGAAGAAGGAGAAGAGAAGAAACAGCGAAAAUGGCUUCCAAGAGUUAUCAUCCACUGCAUCUGAUCAUCCUCUUUGUCUACGCUGUUGCUAUCUCAUCAUCUUUUCUCGCCGUCAGAUCACACGAACAGAACAACGGAGACGAAGAGAUGAGAAGCCGCGGCGGCGGGGGGCGAAGGCUCCUUCUAGGUUUCAAAGAGACUCCAAAAGGAAGCAACGUCACCUUCGAGUGCUCUCCUUCAGGUCCUUGCGUCUCCUGCAAUUCCUCCGAAAAGAGAAAAGAGAAGUAUCGUUGCAGCGAAACUGGUUAUCGGAUUCCUUUCAAAUGUAGAGAGGUGAGAGGAGGAGGAGAGGAAGCUUCUUCACACAAGAAAGACGCAGAAGAGAAGACGCAACAAAAUGAGCAAUCUAAUGCCAGUAAUAAUGAUGACGAAGAAGUUGUUGUUGAUGCAUCGUCGGUGAAACAGAGGAACCUGCGUGAUGACGACUCUUCUUCUUCACCGGCAUCGAAAGCUAAGAAGUCUCAGUCUUACAAAACUUACAGAAGCUGUGUCCCUUCUGCGGAUGAGGAGAGAGUGUCAGUUCUUGGUUUCGAGGCGGUUAUGCUAGGACUGUUACUCGUGAGUGGAUCCGCUGUAUAUUACAGAAAGAAACAGACAGUACCGAUGGCCGGAGUAUCCAGUGGAAGAUCACAGAGCAAUUCCCGGUUUUAAGAGAUUUCCUUUUUUUUUCGAUUUUUGUGAGAAACAGAGAUAUUACUACGAGUGUAUAUAAUAUAAGCUUUUAGGGGCUUUGAUAUAACUGGAUUACUUACUUGUUUAUGAGAUCAAUUCCCAUCUGAAAAAAAAAUGUUAUCACUUUACCUUUAGAA
This is a messenger RNA of Raphanus sativus (radish), 904 nucleotides long. RefSeq lists its product as uncharacterized. The record is from RefSeq and is a predicted model, not a curated record. Lineage: Eukaryota; Viridiplantae; Streptophyta; Magnoliopsida; Brassicales; Brassicaceae. The transcript has 4 exons. The coding region runs from base 66 to 746 and encodes 226 amino acids.